This is a messenger RNA of Didymodactylos carnosus, 3405 nucleotides long. The record is from the annotation of a GenBank genome assembly. Lineage: Eukaryota; Metazoa; Rotifera; Eurotatoria; Philodinida; Philodinidae.
GGUCUUCGAAGGCCUAGCAGCAAAAACCAUUGUCAUAUUCGGAAUCAGCAUAGUCGAUAACCUAUUCUCCACUAGAUUUCAACAAAAAAGCGAGCGGACACUUGGGGCAGUUCCCUCGUUAGUUUCUGUUUCUUUCACUCCAGAAACAUUUUUAUUGAAAAAUAAGGUGAGAUUCGGAAUCAGCGCAAAAAACUACAACAAAUGUUGUAUCUCUCAAUACUAUUGGAGUAGAAAAUUUGUAACCGUCGUAGUGCUCGAAAAAACCUAACGUUUCCGAGUGUUUUUCGUACACUACGGUAUUCAACGACGUUAAACUAAGGGAAAAAUUAUGUUAACAACACUCGCAAAACUCCCGAAACGACUGCCGCUCUAGAAUCUGCAGCGGCUUAGGGACUUGGCUAAUAUGAAAUAAAGAAAGAGCCAAGGCAUAUUAGGUCCCAAUAAUACUGGUCACCCAAUCUAUUGGGACCAAUAAUAUUGGUCAUCCAAUAUAUUGGAUUUCCACAAUAUUAUUGGGUAUUGGGUCAGUUGAGUUCGGCCUACUUUUACAGUACAGACCCAUGCUUUAUAUCUCACUUUCAAUCAAAAUAUAACCCAAAUAGGCGUGCACCGAUUAAUAAUCAAUAUUAGGGCAUUCAGCAAAGUCGUUCCAAAUCAGUUAUAAAAAAGCUCUUGGAGCUCCCGAACGCCUUAUUUUGUAGAAAAAUGUUUGCUCUACCAAACAGGAGCGCUACAAAAAUUUUAAUGCUAUAUAUAGAGAAAAUACAAUAAAUCGAAAACGCACUAUAAUCAUAGAAAAAUAAUCGACAGUCGCUUUUUUCGCAAUUUUGCUCAGUUUUUAAUGCUUAUAUUUCUGUCGCAGAUAACCCUAAAAUGUCUUUUUGCACCUCAGUUUGGUAGAGCAAACAUUUUUCUGCAAAAUGAGACAUUCGACAGCUUAAAGUGCGUUUUUAAAACUGAUUCGGAACGAUUUUCCUAGCAUCGAUUAUUAAUCGGUGCAUGCCUAAUUCCGAUCAGGAUAUGCUUCCCCACGUUUUUACGAAGGUAAGUGAUAUUAAGGUUAAAAAGUUGGAAUCCAGUGUAUUGCGGCACCUAAUAUUAUUGUACAAUAUUAUUGAGUGACCAAUAAUUAUUGGUCCCAAUAGAUUGAGUAUACGAUAAUAUUGGGGCCCAAUAUUAUUGGAUAGACAAUAAUAUAUAUUGCACAAUAUCUUCAGUAAUGAUUGGUAUUGGUGCGUGCCUAGUCCUAAGCAGAAUAGUGACGAGUUUUUACUCAGUCUUAUCGAAAUCGGCAAGUGAAAUAACCUAUAAAAGGAGUUAUCUGGUAUUUUCCGAACAAAAGGGUUUCCAGAAACCCAGUUCUCUGGAAAACCUUCGGAAUGUUCUUGCUGUCUAUUGAUUCUUGAGAAGAUGUCUAGAAAACCGACUCCUACUUUAUCAAGAAGAACACAAGUGUAUGAUCGUUAAUGGAACUUCGAAAAAGACUGGUUUAUUGUGAACUGACAUAUGAUGAUAAAGGAUGAGAUGCAAUAGCGCAGAUGACACGUUGCACUAUAUAUAAAUUGAUAUGAUAACAGAAACAAGUUAAACAAUUUGCCUGACAUCUUACGUUGAUCUUUUUUUGUUUUCUGUUUGUAUAUAGAUAUUACACCUGAAAGAUUAUACGGAUGGGGUAUACCACUUGAUUUAUUGGAUUAUUAUGCACAAUAUGUUUCAUACAAAAAACAAGGACGAAACCUAGAUUUAUCGAUUGAACAAUUAUUUAUUUGCAAAUGUUCAUCGCUACUUAUGUUUGGACGUUAUUGUGAAUAUACCUUUGGGUAUAGAGGAUGGCAUACUAUGAAUGUAGUAGCUUCGAUUCGACAGUAUAUUUCUAAUAAAGAAUACAUGAAUACUUAUAAUAUGUAUUCAUAUAUUCGUUUAAUGCCAUGCUAUGAACUUAUUCACUGUGUUGAUAUAAAUGAUAAUGAACGAUGUAUCGAUUGGCGUGAUAUUUGUGAUCAAGAGAUAGAUUGUUUUAAUGGAGAAGAUGAAGUGAAUUGUAAACAAAUUGAAAUAAAUGGAUGCAAUAAGGAAAAUGAGUUUCGUUGUAGAAAUGGUUUAUGUAUUGAUAUUGAACUUUUGUUUAAUGGAUAUCGUGAUUGUAUAGACGGUACUGAUGAAAAACAUCAAUAUGAACUAGAUAGAUCUGCAGAUAUAAAGUGUUUUAAGUUAGCUAAUACGCAUUGUGAUGAUCGAUUUUGUGGUAAAGAAUCCUUUUCGUGCGGUGAUGGACAAUGUUUAUCAUGGAAUGCGCUAUUUAAUGAUAAACUUUUAUGCAGAAAUGGACAAGAUUUUUAUUAUUUAUAUAAAUUAGAACAGUAUCUAAAUGAUUAUAGUAACGAUGAAGAUGAUGAUACGUGCUUGAAAAGUAUUCAGAAAACUAUCUUAACAAAUCCAUUUGAUAGAUUAAACACGAGCACCAUAACUGACAUGUUUAAAUAUAUUCAAGAUCAAUGUUUAAGUUUGGGUAAAAUGUAUCAAUUUGAUCGUACUCAUAAAAUAUCACCAUUUAUUAAAACAUUUUUUCAUAUUGAUCAGUUUGAAUUGAAUGAACAAAUGGCGCCAUAUUUAUUAGUUUAUGCACAUCGUCCAGCUUUAUUUUGUGCUGAUAUGUUUAAUUGUCAAGGUGAAUGCGUUGCAAAAUACCGUUUAUUUGAUGGUUUUACUGAUUGUAUUGAUAAAUCAGAUGAACAAAAUAAAUUAAUAUUCAAAAAUUUUGAUCCAAUAUUUCUUCAACAUCGUUAUAAAUGUGAAACAAGUUCCGACGCUGUUAUGUUGUAUUUCUUAGGCGACGGCAUUAAACAAUGUACUGAUGGUACGGAUGAAUUAGCAUCUUAUGUAAAUUGGGAUCAUAUUCAUUGUAGUUAUUUUGACCUUGAUGAAUGUAAUUUAAUAAAACAAUCGAAUAUCAUAGAAUAUCUUAUAAGUUUUACUAAAUUAUGUAAUACGAUAUGGGAUGUAAAAUAUGGUCUGGACGAAAUGAAUUGUACAGAAUGGAUAUGUGAUGAAGGCUGGUUAAAAUACAAUCGAACUGAUGAACGUAAUCAAGCAAUGCUAUGGAAUGGAAACUGUAUUGAACGACAUGGCGUAUGUAAUGAUGUUCAACAAUUUCCAGAUGGUAGCGACGAAUUUUAUUGUAAUCAUCAAGAGAUGAAAGAAAUACCUUGUCGAAAUGUAACGUCGCCAACACAAAUAAUUGAUAUCAGUUUUAACGCAAGAUAUUUACGAGGGAACGGUGUUAUAGAUUGUAUCGGAGGUCAAGAUGAGAGAAAUACAUAUUCAUGUGAAGAUGGUUCACCGCUGAAAGACAGAUAUUUAUGUGCAAAUGGGAAUUGUAUCAGAGAAAAAUAUUUAUGUGAGUAA